Messenger RNA from Talaromyces atroroseus, 1458 nucleotides. RefSeq lists its product as hypothetical. NCBI's taxonomy places the organism in Eukaryota, Fungi, Ascomycota, Eurotiomycetes, Eurotiales, Trichocomaceae. The record is from RefSeq and is a predicted model, not a curated record. The transcript has 5 exons. Gene Ontology annotation, biological process: secondary metabolite biosynthetic process. The coding region runs from base 1 to 1458 and encodes 485 amino acids. Gene Ontology annotation, molecular function: FAD binding; monooxygenase activity.
AUGUCUCUGCAUCAAGCAAUCGAUCUCAACAGAGAUCUGCCGGGAGUUUCGGCUACCCAAGUCAACUUCCAUCCGCCAACAGGGAUUUCUUGCUUGGUGGUCGGAGCUGGAGUUGGAGGCUUGAUGACGGCCCUCGAAUGUCGCCGCAAAGGACACAGCGUGCGAGUCGUGGAGAGGUCGCCAGCCCCCAGCACUGCAGGAGAUUUCUUCUCUAUUGGCCGAAACAUCAUCGCCCAUUUCUACAACCACUGGCCUGAUCUAGCCGCCGAAUGCGAGCGCAUCAACUAUCCCAGCCUGGUUGCCUAUCAUACAAUCACCGGGGAGCGUGUCUCUGGUCCAGAGGCACUGCGCAUUGGCGAACCAAGCAUGACACUGAAUGACGGGUCGCAAAAGAUCAUCCCAUUUCAUAGACACCAUCGUCCCAAAUUCGUGGCUGCACUGCUCGCCCAGGUCAAGCAUCUGGGCAUCGACGUUGCCUUUGGCGCCAAGGUUACAGACUAUUUCGAGGACUCUGACAGACAGAAAGCAGGAAUUGUCCUUCAUAACGGAGAGAGGAUAGAGGCAGAUGUCGUUGUUGCAGCUGACGGCAUUGGCACAAAGAGCAACAAGCUCGUUAAUGGCGGUGAUACGAGGGCUUAUUCCAGCGGAAUGUCCAUUUUCAGAACUUCUUUCCCCGUGGAAUUGGCUCUCUCGGAUCCGGAGAUUCGUGAUCGAUGGCCCUUACUUGACGGGGAUGUGCCUUGUCUCGAGAUUUGGGGAGGAUACUCGGAUAUCAUAUGUUGGUUGAUGACUCACAAGAGCGACGGCAAAGGCAUCGAGUCCUGGAAUCAAACAGUAGAUGUAUCGAGAGUCCUCCAAAUCACCUCAAAGAUCCCUGGAUUCCCUGAAGUUGCCGAACGCCUGAUCAAAACAACACCAAAGAACGGCAUCGUCGACUGGGACAUCAUGUGGCGCGAUCCCCGAGAGAACUGGGUUUCGCCAGCCGGCAGGGUCGUGCAAGUAGGCGACAGUGCACACACAUUUCUGCCCUCGUCUGGCAGUGGUGCCACUCAGGCCCUGGAGGACGCCAUCUCUCUUGCAACCUGCCUUGAAAUCGGAGGGAAGAGCAACGUCCCGAUAGCAACAAAGAUUCACAACAAACUUCGAUUCGAGCGUGUCUCGUGCGUACAACUAAGCGGUUUCAUGAACCACCAAAAGCAGAGCAACCCCGUCUAUGCAGCAGAUAGCGAAGAUGGACCCUCGUUCAAAGUCAGCCUCGGGAACUGGAUGGUAAUGUAUAACUCUGAGAAGUAUACGUACGUACACUACGGUGAAGUGCUUAACCAUCUCCUUUCCGGGCGGCCCUUCAAAGCGCAAAAUAUCCCGCCGGGAUACACAUACAAGCCAUGGACGAUCAAGGAAUUGAUGGCCAAGGUUGAAAGGGGCGAACAGCUCCGUUUCGGGGGCGAUUGGUCUUGA